AGCCAGUCAGCAGGCAGGAGGGAGGGGCAGAGCUGAUUAAAAAGGUUUUGCAAGAGACCACAGCCUGUCCUUGCUGGGAGGAGACCGCCCAUGGCCACUUACCUGGAGCUGCCCACUCGUGCGAGGAUGCCCAUCCUGGGGCUGGGGACCUGGCAGUGUCUCCAGGGAGCAGCAAGGGAUGCAGUGAAGUUUGCCCUCGAUGUUGGGUACCGUCACUUCGACUGCGCCUACAUGUACCAGAACGAGAGGGAGAUCGGGGAUGCGCUGCGACAAAAAAUUGAGGAGGGCGUCGUGAAGCGAGAAGAACUCUUUAUUGUCAGCAAGCUCUGGUCCACCUUCCACGAGAGAUCCCUGGUGAAGGAGGUGUGCCAGAAAACACUCACUGCCCUCCAGCUGAAUUAUUUGGAUCUCUACCUGAUGCACUCACCCAUGGGAUUCAAGGCAGGAGAGGAGCUAUUUCCUGCAGAUGGAAACGGCAUGAUCAUUCCCAGCGAUACAGAUUUUCUGGCUACGUGGGAGGCUAUGGAAGAGCUCGUGGAUUUGGGAAUGGUGAAGGCUAUUGGAGUCUCCAACUUCAACCGCAAACAGAUCGAUCGGCUCCUGAGCAAACCAGGCUUAAGACACAAACCUGCAAAUAAUCAGAUUGAGAGCCACCCCUAUCUUCCUCAGGAAGAGCUGAUAAAGUUUUGCCAAUCCAAAGGGAUCUCUGUCACUGCAUAUUGUCCCCUUGGAGCACCCAACUGGCCAGGGUCCAAGCCUGACCAUAUUUCCCUUUUUGAUGAUCCUCAAAUUAAGGAAAUUGCACUCAAGCACAACAAAACCCCAGCUCAGGUGCUUAUCCGGCUCCAGAUUCAAAGAAAUGUGAGUGUAAUUCCCAAAUCUGUCACUCCACAGCGCAUUGAAGAGAAUUUUAAGGUGUUUGACUUUGAACUGACUAAAGAGGAGAUGGAGACCCUCCUUGGUUUCAAGAAGCGCUAUCGCAUCUGUGCAUUAAGCGAAUGCAAAAAUCACAAGGACUAUCCUUUUUUUGAAGACUGACACAGGCAUCAGCUUCAGAUCCUCCAGGGAUCCAGACCAUUUAUUGUUAUUUCAAGCAAUCUGCAAUACUUUGUGUAUUAAUUCAUGGUAGAAGGGGAAUAUGUAUCAAAAAAUGGGAGAAGGUAACUCUCAGGCACCUUUGAACAUGGAUACAUUUGCUUCCCUUUUUAUCAACCAGUUGUAUCAGUCCUUUAUCUGCUCUUGUAACACAGUUUGCAGUAGCAGCAAAAUAUAUAUUCUCUCUUAAUUUAGCAAUGAAAAUGAAGUUUAAUAAACCCAUUGACUGGGCUUAGGGAAAAGCAGUCUCUGUCAUAACUGUAUAUCCUGACAAAGCCUAGAGAAAAUUUAAAUUCUCUGAUUAGUUAUACUUUUGGACAAAAGGUCAAUACACACACUGUCUUUUAAUUAUCAGUACAAGACAAUCCAUUUAACAUCAGAAGAUCUUCAUGACAUGACAUGCUGAGUUCAGUAAUUUCAGUGUAACAGACUGAAGCUCUUUAGAGGACACUGCUGAAUUACAGUUCAGGAGCUCUUAAUGAGGUUUCUUAUUUAUGAACUGCUAAAAACUAAUAAACUACUAGGAUAUUUGUAUGCUUGGUUUAUAGUAUCUGCAAGAGUAUAUAAAUACUGCCUUUAUCAGUAGAAUGACUGCAGUUGAGACUGUGAAUCUCUCCUAGAAAAUCCCAAGUCUGAUAAAGGAGGCACACAGGAAUUAUUUUGUUUGGCAACUGUCGUAUUUAGCAAGCAGAAAAGCUGGGCAGCUUCACAGAAGCCAACAGUAGAUUUUCACUCUCCUGUACUGUUCCCUAGGUAGUUUCCUUGUGUUUUGACUCAAAGGAUGUCUUUGGAUGCUGUUAUCUCUAGUUAAAAAAACAAAAUGAAAGUCAGUGCUGCUGCAGCCCAUGCUGGUGUUUUAAUGAGGUGUCUGUUAAUCAGGAUUUGCUCUUUAACACUUGACUCAAAACUCCUGUAACUUGCUUUAGGCUCUUGCAGCCCAGGAUAAGAACAGUGUGGCUCAGCACUGCAUGCAGAGAGAAGGACAAUUGUGUAAUUAAAGUUCAGGACUAGGAUACACACUUUAUGGAUAUCCUUUUCCAACUGAUUUUCUUUUCAGUUGAUUAAUGAAAUUAUGGCGUAUCUUUGAGCUACUUCAGACUUUUCCAAGACAUUUGAGUAACAGGUGCCCCAGACACAACAGAGCAAAUUCCCAUCAAAUUGGAUUUCCUACAGCAACUCUUCUAAAGAAAGAGGUCUGAAAAAUCUAUUAGGAAUUGACACUCAACAGUUAUAAUGCAGUGAUAUGAUCAGGAAGGUGCCUGUAAUGGGAAUUCUCUUUUUUUCUCCUCCUGAACACUCUACAUUUAAAAGGCCAGUUGCAGGAUAUCAUCCUAGAUGCAAUUAGAAGGUGAACUCUGUGGAAGGUGCUCUGCUCCCAGGUAUUCAGCCUGUGGUGACUUGUCAAUCUCCAGCAGUAGCAGCAACACCCACUUUGUCUUGAAAUAUUCUCUACUUCAUAGGAAUUUUCUAACCACAUUCCAAUUUAAUCACAGCUAUCAGACUUGAAGCUAUUUACAGGAUGUUUAUAGACCAUGGUAGGCAGGAAGUCAGACUAGAUGAUCACAGUAGCCAUAUAAUAGUAAAAAAUUCAAAACAAGUUAGAAGCCAGAGAUUGUGUGUUUGUUUCAGAGACAAUAGAUCUUUUUCAGCUGCAGAGACUUUAGUAAAGGUAAAAAGAGAAGAAUUUGGGUGGUGUCAGUUACUGGGAAAUAAAAAGCCCCCCUGUUUUGCAGCAGAGCCACAGCCCUAUUUACAACAUGCUUUUCUAGAAGAGAAUUGCUGCCUCACAGCAAGCACAGCCCUGAGCCUGCUGCCAGGAGCUGUAUGGAAAGGUUUCUAAUAUCCCAAAUUAAUUUUCAGUUUCUAUCAGCUGUGCAGCAGUGCUCUUCCACCAAACCCAGACAUCCAUCACUCCUAGUCAGCAGUGACAUUCUCUGUGCCAAAGAGCCCAGUAAAAUGGGAACACCUUAGCUUAGCACUUUGUAUCACAACACAUUGUCCCAUGACUUCAGCUUUUUAUUGUGGAGUUCAUCCAUUCUGGUAGUGUCAAGCCUCAUGAAAAGUUCCAAAAGGGCUGGGUGAAAAAAGUAAAAUGUUAUGUCUGUGUUUCAGAGGGAAAAGUGGAUAACACAGGUAAAGAACAAUAGGUACAAAUCCAAAACUCUUUGCUGAACAUCACUGCUCAAAUUUUCUAUCUAUUGGAAUUUCAAGCUCUCUCAUAUUGAGGUCAACAUUUUUCAAAAGCAAACUGAAUGAGGAGCCAAAGACAGUCAGAUACAAACUUAUUUCAUGAACUUUUUGCAUGUAAUCCUGCACAAGAAGUACUGGUCCUUGCCUUCCUCUGAAUCUUAAAAAAAAAGACUUACAGAAGACUAAUUAGGAUAAUCAGUGGCCUAGGAAUAAUUUCUACAGAUGGUAAUUAAAAAGACUAAGACUUUCCUUGACCUGACACCAGUACAAGAAGCUGUGCCAGAUGUUUAUAAAACCUGGAGCAGCUUGCAAAGUGUGACUGGAAAUAGACCAGUUGUUAUUUCCUCCACAGUAAAAAGCAGUAGAAUCAAGUUAAUUUAUCAGCAAAUCAGCCCAGAACAAAUAAAAGAUGGCAAUUUCUUCACAAACUGAAGCAUCAUUCCCUUUGGAAAAUAACAGAUUCAGAAGGUAACUGAAUAACAAAGAGUUAACUGAUGGCUGUUAAACAUAAAAGAACAAACUGCUGUCAGAAUAUUUAAAUAACACUUUGCUGCAAUGCUCAAUUUAUGAAUCUUCAGCAACUUAUUUUGACCCCAGAUGGAGACAAGAUGCUACAAUAUGUAGAUACUUUGAUACAGUUCAGCUUUCUUAUGAGCAACUACCAGCUGGCUUGUAAUCAGGCCUGUUUCAGUUCAGAAAAGCUUGAUUUUGCAUUCAGCUUUUAUUUUUUUCUUUAAGAAUUUAGAAAAAAAUAUGGAGUUUUACAGAUGUCUAGUGGUCCUGUACCAGGCACUUUAACAAGUUAAAAUGCAAGAGCAAUGUGGUCUGUUUAAGAGUUUUAAGAGCUGCCUCACAUGUAAAAUGAACAAGGUUCUGCCAGAAUAAGACAGGGCUCUGUACUUUUAAAGAAACCAAGGGCAGGGCAGAGAGAGAGAUGAUAAAUAGUUGCUGACAGUUUGUAGAUGACACACUAAGGGAGUAUUAAGUGACUGAAAUGAAAAUAAUUUGUCCCAAGUUAAAUGUUCUGUGCCCCAGCUAAGCAAAAAACUCCAGAUUUCUAGUUGUAUCCUCAACACAGUGAAUACAGAUUAAAAUCCAAAGACAGGAUUUUAUUUUCUCAUUUUGAAUAUUGUAGUUUCCUGUGCCCCAGUUUUCACAACUCUGAAACAAGUGCAUUCCAUAGCAUUUGUGCAGCCCUGUGAGCUCAGCAAGAGGAGAGGUCCUGUCUCCCUUUUUCCCUGAGGGAAGCAAACACCAAUUUAAAUAAAUUUCAUAUAAAAAGUGAUUCCAGCCAGGCAGGCCUGUGUAUUUUGUUCCAAUAGCAGAAGUAAAGCUAUUUUCUCUCAAAGAACAUCAGCUGCAACCUGAAACAAACAUGCUGUCAGAGUAUAUGUGCUGUCCUACCUUCAGCCAGCAAGAUGCCCAUUCCAAAUACUUCUUGUAUUCUCCUCUACUACACAAAAAAUCUUGCAAAAACAGUAUCUUGCCUUCUCUAAUGAGACAAUUGCUGAUUUUCUCUACCUGCUUUCCCUGAUAAAUCAGUUCACCAUCAUUCUUUGCUACCAAGUAAAUGGAUCUAUCCUGUGAGUUCCAUUUUCUUUUAAACACAAAAUAAAAGCCUGCUAAUCUGGUAUCAUUUGGAGCAGUGAGUGCAGCUGGAAGUGAAACAAAUUUUGUACAAAUACUGACUUUACCAUUUCCAAGGACAAGUUUUUUUUUCCCUGCUGCUCUUAAUCUUUCCUGUAGGCUGGAAAUCCUCUUCCCAGGGUGUGCUACAGUAUCACACGAGCUCAGCUGCUGCAGCAGAGUCCAGAGAAUGUCUAGGAAGAGGCCGACAAGGUGGAGCUGAACUACAAGUUCUUAAAUUAAGAACACAAAACAAAACACAACCAACUUUUCAUUGGAAGAGCUACAAGCCUGUAUUUGUCCUUAAAAAUGUCUUUGAUCAGAAACCCAGAGAUCUGUCAAAUCACAAUACAAAAACAAAUGCUGUGAACAGUUUCAGCAGGAAGAGCUCAGUUAGCAGGAAUGCUGAGCUCCGGAUAUUGAACUCUUUGAUCUUUCCACUUUACCUUUUAGGAGAUGAAAGGAAAUCUCUGCUCAUGUAGGCAGAGGGUAUGGCACAAACAUGGGGGUACAACAGGCUACAUUUUACUGUAAUAAUUCCUAGAUCAACCUAGACUAAAGGAAGACUGCCUCUUCCUCUAUCUUAGCCUUAGUUAUAUCUGCCCUUGGAGAAGCAAUCCAAAACCUGGAUUGCUUAUCCAGAUUUUGGAUUAAUUAAGGGUGACAGGGUUUCCUGUCACGCCCUCCCCAUGUUUUCUGACAGCAGCCUGCUUGCUGUUCAAGCUUGUGCAUCAUUACCCCUGCACUCAGGUGCUUCUCUGUUUUCUCUCUAUUCCCACUCUGACACUUCACCAAGUUCCAAGCCCUCUGCUGGCUAAGCUCUGCACUGUGUCCCAGAACGACCCUUUCCAAAUUCCUUCCCACUAAGUCAUCCAGGGAAAUACAGAGAGAGCCUGUUACAAUGCCACUCCACCCCGAGAGCUCGCUGCUCUCCCUUCUGCUGUGGAGCACUCUUGUCUCCAAGCUGUCUCCAGUAAAAUUCCUACUUCCAGAAUGGAAAAUUUCAGGCACAAACUUUCAUAAAGUUACAGUGAAAUGAAAAUAGAGGAAGCUCACAGAACCUGAUGUACUAUUUUGGAAACCCUGACCCUCAAUGUAACCUCUUGCCAGAACACACUUGUCACAAAGAUGUUAAUUGCAAGUAAGUCAACAUUGCCUCAAACAGUUUUCUGUCACAGCUCAGACUAAGCAAAGAACAUCAUCUCUUCUGGCUUUUUUAGACACCUUAGGGCUUUUGUUUAUCACAUUAGAGAUUCCCAAAAACACUCACAGAGCUGAAGCUUUCUGUACAUGCUUUUAAGCCCAGAAUUUAAAGUGAUUUAUAAUCAAUUUAUAUUAGAAGAAUCAGCACUAGAGGAGCAUAUUGCUUCAAGUCAGACACCGAUUCUCUCCUCCUCAUAUUUUAAGUUAAUUCAAUCUUGUCUGUUCAGCCUAUUGUAAAUUAUUGUGACCAAAAACGUGUUGCAUGCUAAUUCUGGUCUCAGCAUCACUAGAAAGAUUUUUUAAAAUACUUUUAAAAUUUUUCUAAUAAAUAUUAACCAUUAUAUUGAGAAAGCAGAUUUUUUUUUUUUUGUAAUUUUCAAUUGGUAUGACUCAUUAGUCAGAUUCCUUUUGAUCAGAACCAGGAAACAAACCACCUAUUUCACAAAUACUUUGAUAUCAACUUGCUUUCAUGUUACGUUUUAACCUGGCCAAGUUCAUUUUAAGGUUUGCUACACAAUUCUGGAAUCACAAUCCUAGAUUUCCCAUUUAGAUUGGUUAUGCAUUAACAGCCCUGGUGUCUCCCUUCUUCCAUCUUUCUGCCAGGCCUACACUACCCUCCUCAGAGGGGCCACUCACAUCCCAGAUCUAUUCAGACAUCUAAAAAACUCUCCAAGGAACAUGCAAGAAAGCCACCCAACAUUAUCCACUGCUUUCACCAGUGCCCAAAUGCAUUUUGUGAACAGUCUUGAGCAGCUCUCAGGUGGCAACAGCUUUAAAACCACUACAUUCAAGUAUUGUGAAAACCACGAAGGGACAAACACACCCCACAAACCAGAAGUUCAGUAUCAGCCUAUUUUUCUGUACUCCCUGAACAAAGCAUUAAGUUUCUGAUCUGCUAGCUCAAUGACACAGGAUUUUCUUGGAAAUUUUUACUGUAUUUGCCAAUGAUAUCUCACACAAACACAGAAUUCCUUCCUGCAUCAUGUGCUCCCUGCUGGAGAGGGCAAGUUUUUUACUGCUUAAUUAAAGCAAUCCCAUAGGAUGCUGUGCAGGCUUCAAGUCUUCAGUGGAAUAAGUUUUCUACUAGCAGAAGUAUCCUAUCACCUCAGUAAAAUAAAAACUGAAUUAAACAUGACUGCAUUGGCUGUCAGAACCAAACCAGUUCUAUUUAAAGAGGCACAAACAGACUCAUUGGCCACAAGUUCAACCAUGAGAACAGCAGGCAGCUCCCAGAGCACAUGUAAGAAGUCAACAUCAACAGAUGAUUUUGUGGGGGAUGGUAAUUUUCCUUGCUUUUGUGUAAUCUCUAGAGACAGCUGAUAUUAUACAGCUGCUCCAGCAUUACCACCAUUAGAGUACUGCUGAAAUAACCAUCUCAUUACACACAGUAAUGAAACUGUAUUUUAUUAUAAGCAAAACAGCUUUUAUAUCACCAAGAAACCAGGAUCUAUACACUUUCAAAGAGCUACCCAUGUAGAAAUAACUUAGAAAUCAACUUAUACUUCCAAUUAGAGGGGAAGAAAAGGCAUGGAGUGUUACAAAGAAACAAAACCAACCCCAAAAGUAAUCAGAACAAAAAAAAAAGCAGACCUCAUUAUGCAACAUCUGCCAAUAUCCUGGUCCUUCUAGACAAGAA
Messenger RNA from Poecile atricapillus (Black-capped chickadee), 7750 nucleotides. Its product is annotated as aldo-keto reductase family 1 member B1-like. NCBI's taxonomy places the organism in Eukaryota, Metazoa, Chordata, Aves, Passeriformes, Paridae. The transcript is spliced from 10 exons. Bases 91 to 1038 code for a protein of 315 amino acids. Gene Ontology annotation, molecular function: aldose reductase (NADPH) activity. The record is from RefSeq and is a predicted model, not a curated record. Gene Ontology annotation, cellular component: cytosol.